This is a messenger RNA of Cyclopterus lumpus (lumpfish), 3619 nucleotides long. RefSeq names its product DnaJ (Hsp40) homolog, subfamily C, member 5 gamma a (gene dnajc5ga). The coding region runs from base 266 to 934 and encodes 222 amino acids. Lineage: Eukaryota; Metazoa; Chordata; Actinopteri; Perciformes; Cyclopteridae. The transcript is spliced from 7 exons. The record is from RefSeq and is a predicted model, not a curated record.
UUAAAAUUGAGCCAUGGAAACGGCGAGACCUUUUGGGGGAAAUAGUUUUUUGAUUCAUUGUCAAAGAACACUACCAACAACACGGUAGCAUCAGUAAAUCCUUACAAUGAAGGCCUUUUUAAUUAACAAAUACAAGUGUUGCAGCGCUAUGGCAUCCUUAGUAGCUGAGAACGGAGAGAUGCAAAUGUUCUGACGCCUGUCCUCGGUCCUGACUUCAUGCACUGAGCAGUUCUACACACGCUAGGACGCUCCUUCGAGGUGAGCCAUGGCUGAACCAAACCCCUCCCGCCCCCAAAGGAAGAUGUCCACCGCUGGGGAGAGUGUGUACAAGGUGCUAGGGCUGGAGAAAGGAGCGACAGCCGAGGACAUCAAGAAAGCAUACAGGAAGCUAGCGUUGAAGUACCAUCCGGAUAAGAACCCGGACAACCCAGAGGCAGCGGAAAAGUUCAAGGAGAUUAACAACGCCAACUCUAUUCUAAAUGAUGAAACCAAGAGGAAGAUCUACAACGAGUAUGGCUCCAUGGGCCUUUACGUGUCUGAACAGUUCGGCGAGGAGAGCGUCAAAUAUUACUUCCUCAUGUCCAAAUGGUGGUUUAAGGGUCUGGUACUGUGCUGCACAAUGUUCACCUGCUGCUGCUGUUGCUGCUGCUGCUGUUUCUGCUGCGGGAAGUGUAAACCACCGGACGACGAUGAGAACUACCAGUACGUCAACCCUGAAGACCUGGAGGCCCAAAUCAAAGCGGAGCAGGACGGAGGUUACACAGUAAUCAUAGGCCAGCCCAAAUCUAGUCUGGGUCCAGAAAGCCCAGAAGGCCAGAGUCAGCAGCCCAUCCCAAUGCCACUGCCCAUGCCUCCCCCCGAGCCCCAGUCGCCGACCUUAGCCAGUCCAGCGGGGGAAGAAAACCCCGGAGAGACCCUACCAGAGUCGAAAUGACUCGAUAGUGACAGUGCAAAUGGGCCUCAACUAGGGGAAGCAGCCAUUCAAGCCCCUACGAUGAUCCAGCCACAUUCGACUGCUGCCAGAGAUCAACCAGCCCAAAGCCACCAGCCGGCCCAGGCCCACACCUCAAUCCGGACCCCUCAAGCCACCUGAUCUACCCCCUGGAAAACACCUGUAAAGUGGGCACCUAAAGGCUCUUGUCCACCACAUCAAUCCCCCCUUGCCCCCCAAAAUGGAACUCAAGUUAUGGAGGGGGUAUUCAUGCAAAUUAAACUACUUGCUGGGUUCCGAAAGUGCUAAUAUCCUCACUGAAAAUGUUAGUCCCCUUUCUCCUUCCAGCUUGCUACAUACUUUUAGCCUAGCCUGGGCUGGAUGUGGUCUUGCCAACCGUUUCAGUCAUCCAAGACUAAGCUUUGCGACAUGCCCGGAUUCCUCACCAAUCUGUUGUCGUCAUCCCAUAACUACCAGUGAGGACUGAGCUGCAAGAUGGCAAAACCAGUGAGAUACAAGGGCAAACAACAUCAUGGACGGGUGAUCCUCAUUAUGUAUCUGCUAUUCAGACUAGGACUGGAAUUAUCUCCCUCCUAACCGCCCUUGUGUCUCCCUCCAUUUUAGACUUUUUUUUUUUUUUUUUUUAAAUAUACAUUUCUCUCCUUUUUAACUAGUUUUGGAGUUGUCCUCCAAGUUAAAGAGAAGGAUGUUUUGGAUGCCACUUGUGACUGCUGCACUGCAACGUAGGUGUGGAGGACCGUUUUUCUCGUUUCCUCGUCCUUCAGUCUCGUUUCAACAAGCAGUCGCGUUCAGUUAAAUAUUGCAUUAACGCCCUCUUAACGUUCCUUUCGAACAAGCUCAAGAUGCCACGUGUGGCGGUUUGAAAUAUUCUUCUUUCGACGGAGGACUGAAGGAGCAACGUUUUCAAUCGGUGGGACCCUACUACAUGUCACAUGAACGCACAACCGCGAGGAGGGGGAACAGAGGAGAUGUGACUCAGCAGAAGUGACUGACAGAGGAUGUCUUCGAUGUUAAAUGUCUGAGCCAAAACCCGGAACUGAAGGUGUAGAGCCUGGAUCGGGAGCAGCGUCGAGGCUUUCCUCCCCGACGUGCAUGCAUUUCUUUCCCGAAUGCAUGCCCCUCCUCCCUCCCCCCCCCUGUACAGCACUGGAAUACAGUCCACACCCAAACCAUAAACAUGACAUGCAGAUUCUGGUUACACACUCAUACACAUUCCCCCCCCCCACACACACACACACGGGUAUAUAUGUAUAUAUACCAGCGCUUAUGUCAUUGUGUGCAACCAUGGGCUUUAAAAAAUACUAAUCUAACCCCCGGUGUAAUCUAUUGAUUAAAAUGGACACGGACAGAGAUGCCAUACGGUGGAAGAUAACCACAUUUCUAUUGAUUAUGUUUUGUUUGGUGGUUGCGCUCCUUCUUGUGUUGCAGUCAAACUACUAAGCCAACAGCUCCAUGUAGCCCGCCAACCCACGACAGUCUGCCACAGUUCACGUUGUCAAAGUGGUUUUUAUAGUCCACGUUUGGGUCUGUGCACCUUGCGAAGCGGGUCUGUUACCAUUUCAAGUGGUUUUAACCUCAGUCCAAGGUUUUAGUUUACCCCUUACUUCCGGAACAACAGAAACCGUCAGCUCUUAAGUUACUUGAUGAACCGUAAACUCAAAUCCAGAUUCACUAAGACUGCAUUGUAAGGGCAAUCUUCUGACUUCAUUGCGCCUCAAUUGCAUUUUCAUCCAUUCCUCGAAUUCACAUAAUGGGCUGCAGAUUAAUUUGUGGCCCUUGAAAAAAGUUCACUGAGAAAGCAAUCGUCCCUCCUUUUCUUAUCUUUUAUCUAUUUUAGUUUAUUUAUCAAGUGGUGCUUCUUUGCACCAUACAGUUCCUUUUCACAGUUGAGAUGGCCUCUUCCUCUGCUUCCAUGGCGACAGUGCUGUGCCUUCAACAAUAAGUGCAGCAGGGACGGAACAGACGACUAUUGAUGCAACAUUUUGAUGACUGUUUGUAGCUGUUGGGGGAGAAAUCAUCUGUAAAUACAGCGAAAACACACACGGGUACAUGGCCGUGAGAAGAGGCUUCAGUCCUUAGUUCUGCUCUUGGCUGGCAUGGCUGUCUCAUUUGUGUAUUUAUUGCUCCUCCCUGUGCAAACCCUUUAGUGAAUCUGGAUCAGUGUUUCAGCUGCACGGUGACAACAGCCACCAGAGAUGAUCCUGACUUUAGCAAAAAGUUUCACACGCACACUUUCUUUUUUUCGUCUUUUUUUUUGUUAUACACUUUACAUGUUCACUCAAUCUUUUAGCUCACUUUUAUUUGACAUUUUCCCCUUUUUUUGGGGGGGGGGAGGGGGAUUAUGGUCUAGUUAGAGAGGAGCAAUCUCACCCAUCAGUCACAGGCACUUUUUCAGAGCAGUUUAAUCUGCAUGGUCAACGUUGGUGCUGCAGCUAGUCAUGGGACAAUAUUGGAAUUUAAUGUCAAGGUUUUCCUGAACCAAAGUGACAAAUCUUUUCCAAUAAUCAUCAAAAUGUGCUUACCACUUUUUAAAUGGCACUUAAACAUACUGCAAUCACUUUACCUAGGAUAUUGUCAAGAACCGAUGAAAAAAAUCCCCAAUCUUAGAAAAGAUCAAUUUUAAGGUACGCCUGCAUCAAUAAAUAAAAGAUAAAAAAGUAAUAGCAA